AUGGGGGCGUGGAGCGGGGCUUUCUUCGCUAUCGUCGCUCUUCUUCUGUCUGGGCAUGCGGCCGCGGGUUCAGUCGCCGGGCGUGGCGGCAGCCGCUCGCUCGGGCGUUCCUUCUUCUCCUCGUCCGCUUCCUUUUCCGUCCCUGCCCUCAGCUCCCUCGGUGAAAAAGACGGACUUCUUGGUUCCAGCGUGUUUCGGCUGCCGCCGCUACCUCCCUCAUCUGUGACCUCCCUCCUCUCUCCUUCCGCUCACGCCUCGCUGUCGUCUUUAAGCGGCUCCCAGCCGCCUUUGUCUUCUCUUCAUCGUCAGCGUUUCUCCGCUUCCACGCGGCCGUCCGCACACGCGAGGCGGCGCAGCACCCCGGGGUGCGUCGCGCCUUUUUCCUUCGUCCUCCCUCCCGCGCUCGCAUCGCGUGCGUAUGGGCUCCACUCUUCUUCGUUGCGCUGCCGUGUGUCUCGCCGCACUUUCCUCUAUCUGAGGAGGCCUUUUCCGAAACACGACCUUACGGUGACUUCUCUGCGUUUCUCACGCUUCGGGGAGAAGCCAGGCACGCACCACGGACAUCUGCUUGGCGCCGUUGCGUCUGGCGCGCCUUGUCGAGCGACAGGAGGCGUUUUCGCGGCGGUCCCUUCCCUGCGCCCUCACUCGGCGGCCUGGCAGUCCAGUGCGCGGAUUUCGUCUUCACCCGCUCCCCCCUCUACUCCUGUCCAGCCGCCAGGCUCGUCCCCGAGGCUAGACAGGUGGUCUCCAGGGCCUUUCGCAGCGGCGCCUCCUGUGCCUGCCACUGCUGAAGAGACUCCUCCGCCCCCGCCGCCAUGCCCGCUGACGUUUGCGGGGCUACCGCUGCCGCCGUAUCUGUCAGCGGCGCUGGCGAGUCGGGACGUGCAGGUGCCCACAGGCAUCCAGCGGGCAGCGCUUCCCGUCGGCGCCUCUGGCGCCGAUCUGCUAGUUCACUCAGAGACAGGCAGCGGAAAGACGUUCGCGUAUCUGCUUUCUCUGCUUCACUGGCACCACCACGCAAACGCGGAGGGCGCCGCGGCGCCCGCUGCCUCUGAGGCGGUGUCGCUGCUCUACACGCCUCUCGACGCGGAGCCGCGGGGGGAAGGCGCGGAGGGCAGCAGGCACCGCAAGAAACCGAGUGGGCGCGCGCUGACACGGCGGAAAACCGACUUGAGCAGUAAAAAGGCAGCGACAGGAGGGCGCGAAGAAGCAGAAGAGGCGCAGUCGGCUGCAGAGAGCUACCUCUCCCAUGCAGCGUGUCUGGACGCUCCCGAGGUCGCCAACGCCGUCGCGCGAGCCUCUGCUUGCUCGCUCAUCGUCACACCGACGCGGGAGUUGGCUGUGCAGGUCGCGCACGAAGUCCACAGUCUCCUUCGAACCAACUUCUGUCUGACCAGCAGGGAAUCGGAAGCAGGGCGUGCCUCGCCGCUGCAGCGAGCUGCCGACGCGUACGCGGCAGCCAGGCGAGAGCUUGAGGCCGCUGAACACGCGGCCAGCGAGCUGAAGACGGCGGCGGCUGCGACGUCUCAAGAGGGAGGAAAGGGCGCGCCAGCGCUCCUGGCUCGCGCUCAUCAGGCGCAAACUGAAGCUGCCCGCGCUCAGGACCGUCUCGUGAAGGCCCGCCUGGCUUUGGCUCACGCCAGAGGCGAGGGGAAGCGCCCGCGCCUCCUCCUCGUUUUGAGCGAGCCUCUGAGGACUGCAGAGGGAACAGCUGGCAACGCCCAGGCACCUCGCGUAGGCGCGGAGGCUGACCCUCGAGACAGCGAUAACGCAGGCGACGACGGCGACCGAUGCCGUGAAGAGAAGGCCAGAGCGAGAGGCGGAGGCCAGGGCGCGCGCCCUGAGGGCGAGGGAGAGGCGUCGAAAGCAGUCAGCCGCGCGACAGAGCCGCCUCUCUUUGAAACAGAGGUCAAGCAGCUUCCAGCGUGGGCGCGCGACAAGAUCGGCUCGUCUCUCAUCGUCGUCGGCGCCGCUCAAACGCUUCGUCACCUUCUGCAGAGACUGGGGGCCGUCCAGCCGCAGACACUCGAGACGUUUCUGAAGCGCGUCAAGCACGUCGUCUUCGAUGAAGCGGAUCGUCUUCUCCAGCCUCUCACUCGAUAUGCGCCGCUGAAGAAGAGGACUUUGCGAGCCUCACGUCCGCGCCCGGCGUCUCUCCUUUUUUCUUCGCUUCUCGUUGCGAAGAAACGGUUCUUCCAGAAGCGGCGGAAAGCUGCGACGAGACCUGGCGCUUCUCUCCUUCUCUCUGCACCAGCCUGCCUCCUUCCGCAAGCGGCUGCACCAGGCGCGAGCAAGCGGAAGAAAAAACGCGAAAGCUCUCCGUCGCCGCUCGAGUUCCUUCACCGCGUCUUCCGCCUGCCGCCAGGCACGCUGUCGCCUUCGCCUCAUCCGUCAUCAAUGGAUUUCCAAAUCAUCGGCGCAAGCGCGACUGUGGGUCGGCCGCUGAGGCGGCAGCUCGCCGAUAUGCUCAAUCUGCGCGAGGCCCUGCGACUGUCUUCUUCUCGCAGUUCCUGCGGGGCUGCAGAAGAGGCGGAGACGAGUGAAGGAGACCAGAAAUCCGUAUCGCAGGACGAGAGGGAGGAAAUGGAACGCGUCAUCCAAGACCUGCAGUCUCGGGGACUCCUCACUCUGCAGCGCGACACAAAAGACGAGAGAGGAGAAGGCGAAUGGCUCGCAGCGAAAUCGGGAGCCCCUGAGAAUGGAAAGGGCACACGCCUCAUGAGAGUCGUCCGACCUCUCCGAGAAUCUGCCGCCGCCGCCUCUCCGCACGAGCAGGGGUGGCCCCUCGUAGGGCUGCCGGCGUCCCUGGAGCACUUUCUUCACCCGUCGCCCAGGGGAUUUCUGGCCACGCUCGCCUACGAGACUUCCCUGCUGCUGCAUGCGCUGCAGCCCCGCCGGGCUCUGAUUUUGCUCGCGCACCGGCACUCGGUUGUCUCCUUUCUUCUGCAUCUUCGGCGUCUCGGGAUAGAACACACGCAGCUUCUGCAUGAGGCCUUUGGUUUUCUCUCUCCCCGUCUCACGCAUCGCCUGCAGUCAGCGAACGAGAAGAUGCCCUCUUUGCCCUCUUCCCCGUCCGCAGUGGCCUCAUCUUCUCGUCUUCACUUUCACUUCUCCAGAAGGCAAAGCCUCGCCCAGGCCCCGCGGGAGAGUCCGCUGUCUGCCUCGGGCGCCGCUGCGCAUUCGGUUGCGGAGGAGACUGGCUCGCUGCGGUCGCCUGGCGCCUUCUCUAUCGCCGAGGAACGGGCCGAAGAGGAUGAAAGAGAGUUGGAGAGGGGCGACACGGCUUUGCGUCAAGUGCGGGAUGUGGGACACGCUGCCGAUGCAACAAGGCCGCGCACGCUGUUACUCACGUCGAUGACCACAGCACGCGGACUUCAUUUUGACGAUCUCGACUACGUCUUUCUCGUAGGAGAGAUCGAGAACGCGAGGGAGUACCAGCAUCUCGCAGGUCGAGCGGGAAGGCAGGGACGGCGCGGCACUGUUGUUUCAAUCAGUGACGCUGCGGCUCAAAAAUCCAUUUCCUCCUGGGCCAACAUGCUUGGCGUGAAGUUCCAGGACUCACGGCAGCUGCUGGUCCGGCUGCAAGAAGGUAUGCCAACCUCUGAUUACCUACGGGACUUGCGGAAUUUGUCGUCUUCGGAACCAGAAGAAAAAGACUUCGCAACGAGGAAACAGCACGAUUCAGAGAACGACGAACAAUGCCGCGGAGGCAAAGACUGCGGACAGGUAGCAGCCCGCGGCGAGGCAGGGGGGCUGAACGACGUGCAAGACGAGUCCGCCCACGAGGGAAGCGAGCACGAGGACAGAGCGAAAGGCCAGCUAGCGAUGGAGGGCUGCUUAGAAGGAGGGGAAAUGAGGCGAACCGCCCCUCGUGAGGAACGGGAAAGAAACGCCACCGGGGUCAGCGAGGCAGACACCAAUGAAGGCGGGCGAACAGAAAGCGGCGGCGGCAGUGACGCCGUAGGGCAUGUCGAAACCCCCCUGCCUUCCAGUCCCAUUAAGACAUCGGAGUUCGGGAAACCUCCUGGUUCGCCGGAAACCUUGCUAGAGAUGGUUUCUAAAUUGUCUUUUCCGUCCUUUUCGUCUCUAGUGUCUCAGUUGUGA
Molecule: messenger RNA, 4104 nt
Organism: Besnoitia besnoiti
Lineage: Eukaryota; Apicomplexa; Conoidasida; Eucoccidiorida; Sarcocystidae
Product: DEAD/DEAH box helicase domain-containing protein
Exons: 10
Coding region: 1-4104 (1367 amino acids)
Molecular function (GO): nucleic acid binding; ATP binding
Source: RefSeq, a predicted model, not a curated record